This is a messenger RNA of Acanthamoeba castellanii str. Neff, 975 nucleotides long. RefSeq lists its product as uncharacterized. The record is from RefSeq and is a predicted model, not a curated record. Gene Ontology annotation, biological process: carbohydrate metabolic process. NCBI's taxonomy places the organism in Eukaryota, Discosea, Longamoebia, Acanthamoebidae. Bases 1 to 975 code for a protein of 324 amino acids. The transcript has 6 exons.
AUGAAGAAGUGCACGUCGUUCCUGCUGUUGGCGUUUUGCCUGGGCGCACUGGUUGCCAUCAGCGCGGCUGAAGUCUCAUUCGAGCCCGGCUGGGCGAAAGCCGCGUUUGCCUCCUUUGUGAAGCACUACUGGAGCACCAGCGAUCGCUACCUCCUCAACCAGUACCCUUCCAACGGCCAAGCUACGCAGUACUGGACGGCCGCGCAGGGGUUCGACACGCUCAUCGACGCCGUGCGGCUCUACCCGACCGAUCAGUACUACCGGAGCCUCCUCGACGCCUUCUACGAGACCCAAGACAAGAUCGGGUGGCUGCGCUCCUAUUACGACGAUGAGAACUGGAUGGGGAUGGCGCUGGUGCGGGCCUACGAAGUGACGCACGACCGCCGCUUCCUCGACAAAGCCGUCUUCCUGUGGAAGGACAUCACCGGCGCCUGGGACACCUCCUGCUGCGGCAACAUCCCAGGCGGCAACUGGUGGGACAAGCAGCACACGCAGAAGGCGACGGCCUCGAACGCGGGGCCGGUCAUCCUCUCGCUCAUGCUCCACAGCCACUUCCCCACGGACCGCAGCUACAGCGCCUUCGCCGAGAAGGUCUAUCACUUCUGGCUGGAGCACAUGGUCAACCCGUCGACGGUGGGCGAUGCGGCGGUGCUGUUCGAUGGCACCAACAGCGGAUGCCAGGGCGACUGCGAGCAGUUCAAGGGUCCCGCCUUCAGGUACCUGACGGCCCUCUACCACGCCCUGGCCAAACAGGGCGCCCACGCUCCCACAAGUGGUCCCUCUGCUGGCCAGAUCCACGAGUUCCUGAAGGCCAAUGUGGACACAAUGUGGGCGAAAGCGCGCAAUCCAACGCUCAAUCUCUUCUCGGUGGACUGGGCCGGGCCUGCACCCGUGCCCAAUCCCUCUGCCCCGGUCUACCAAGCCCAGCAAAACGCGGCCACCAUGGCACAACUCCUUUUCGCCUCAAACUUCUGA